CGUCGGCGACUGCUGAGGAGGGCGAGAGAGAAGGCGGGAUGAGGGAGAUGGUGUCUGAGCUGCUGGGAGAGGAUGCGGACUCCUCCGUCUGCCGGCUCUACCCCCACCCCUGGAUCAAGCUGGGUCUGGAGGAGACCUGCGGGGGGUGGGCCCAGGGCGCGUCCGAAGACGAGCCCAGCCAGGGCGAGAGCACGACGGGCGCCGACGUGGAGCAGAUCCCAGCCGGGGUCUCGGAGCUGCAGCAGUCUAUGGCUCUGCUGGGAGCCUACCCCUACAGCACAGUGAUGCCUCAGGGACGCUGUGUGUGGGACUGGCACACAGACUGCACUCAGUCUGAACCCGUUGCUGCUCCCAGCCUUAACCCCAACGCUGAGGCAUGGACCAAUCCCAGCUUUAACUUGGACGUCCCUAGCCCCGCCUACCUGCAGGCUCAGCAGCCAUGGCUGCAGUUCCCCGCCGAUCUGACCAAUCAGGAAGGUAUGCAGCAGUUCCCUGCCGAUCUGACCAAUCAGGAAGGAUACGAGCCAGAGUUCCAGCUGGAGAACAUGGUCCUGUCUGAGGCCGUGGUUGAGGCCGAUCCCAGCGCACCAGAGUACCAGACGCUGCCUGCCGAAGCUCCGGUAGUUAAUGGAGAGCCCAUCGACCCUCCUGUCACAGACGAGGUCAGAGAAGAGCUGAGGAGCGUUCUGGAGUCCUACCUGACCAGGGAGCACCUUGGCAACGACCUGUACCUCAACUCCCAGAUGGACAGCGACCAGUACGUCUCCAUCGCCACGCUGGCCAGCCUCGACAAGAUCAAGAGUCUCAGCUCGGACCUGGACCUCAUCGCCGACAUUCUGAAAUCCCUGCCGCUGGUCCAGGUGGCUCCGUGUGGACAGAAGGUCCGGCCCAGUCAGAGUCGAUGUGUCGUCAUCCUGCGUGAGAUCCCCAACACAACACCUCGGGAGGAGGUGGAGGCUCUGUUUGACGGGGAGAACUUUUAAUGUUCCUGUUGUACUGCAGGAGGUGGAGGCUCUGUUUGACAGGGAGAACUUUUAUGUUCCUGUUGUACUGCAGGAGGUGGAGGCUCUGUUUGACAGGGAGAACUUUAAUGUUCCUGUUUUACUGCAGGAGGUGGAGGCUCUGUUUGACGGGGAGAACUUUAAUGUUCCUGUUGUACUGCAGGAGGUGGAGGCUCUGUUUGACGGGGAGAACUUUAAUGUUCCUGUUUUA
Messenger RNA from Sebastes umbrosus (honeycomb rockfish), 1212 nucleotides. RefSeq names its product la-related protein 4B-like. The record is from RefSeq and is a predicted model, not a curated record. The coding region runs from base 39 to 983 and encodes 314 amino acids. Gene Ontology annotation, biological process: positive regulation of translation. Gene Ontology annotation, molecular function: mRNA 3'-UTR binding. The transcript is spliced from 7 exons. Gene Ontology annotation, cellular component: cytosol; cytoplasmic stress granule. Lineage: Eukaryota; Metazoa; Chordata; Actinopteri; Perciformes; Sebastidae.